Molecule: messenger RNA, 3192 nt
Organism: Teleopsis dalmanni
Lineage: Eukaryota; Metazoa; Arthropoda; Insecta; Diptera; Diopsidae
Gene: MTA1-like
Product: metastasis-associated protein MTA3
Exons: 13
Coding region: 152-2611 (819 amino acids)
Biological process (GO): negative regulation of transcription by RNA polymerase II
Cellular component (GO): nucleoplasm; NuRD complex
Molecular function (GO): transcription coactivator activity; chromatin binding; histone deacetylase binding
Source: RefSeq, a predicted model, not a curated record
GAACAGGAAAAAAACGCGUCUUAGUGCAAUCAUAACAAAUUAAGUUUUAAUGGAUUUUAUAUAAAAUAAAAUAAAUAAAACUAUUAAAAUAUAUCACUAAACUAAUAGUGAAGACUUUGCAUGUGAAAUUAUAUGUGAAAAUUUAGUGAAAAUGUCGAACAUGUAUCGAGUUGGAGACUACGUCUAUGUAGAGACAUCUCCAAACAGUCCAUAUCUUAUACGACGCAUAGAAGAAUUAAAUAAAAAUCAAACGGGUAAUGUCGAAGCAAAAGUAAUGUGCUUCUACCGAAGACGAGAUUUGCCAAACUCAUUAGUAAUUUUAGCCGAUAAGCAUCAACUGGCAACAGCAGAAGAUUCCCCACUGGCUAUGAAGUUGAAGAAAACCUGGCUUAGAACACCAGUUGGAGAAGAGCAAGCCGCACAAGCUGUAUUAGAUCCUUCGAUAGCAGCCCUGGAUGAAGAUCGUACGAGUCCUGUCAAUUCAACAAGCGGUGUAGGUUCAUCUGAGAAGGGAGAAUCGCUAACAGCUAAACAACGAUAUCAAAUAAAACAUCGUGAAUUAUUUUUAUCACGACAAGUCGAAGCGCUGCCUGCUACACAAAUCAGAGGAAGGUGCUCUGUAACGCUGCUGAAUGAAACUGAAUCAUUACAAAGCUAUCUGAAUAAAGACGACACCUUCUUUUACUGCCUAGUUUUUGAUCCAAAUCAAAAAACAUUACUCGCUGACAAAGGUGAAAUACGUGUUGGCAGUCGAUAUCAAAGUGAAAUACCUGCGAAACUGAAAGAUACCAAUACAGACGAACGCAAGUUGGAGGAAUUAGAAACACUUGUCUGGACGCCUCAACAUAGUCUGACCGAUAGAAAAAUAGAUCAAUUUUUGGUUGUGUCACGUUCGAUAGGAACAUUUGCGCGUGCUUUAGAUUGUAGUAGUUCGGUAAAGCAACCAUCGUUACAUAUGUCAGCAGCGGCAGCCAGUCGCGAUAUAACCUUGUUUCAUGCUAUGGAUGUACUGCACAAGCACACGUAUUCUAUUGAGGAAGCAAUGUGUUCUUUAGUUCCUUCCAGUGGACCUGUGCUGUGUCGUGAUGAAAUCGAAGAUUGGAGUGCCUCAGAGGCUAAUCUCUUUGAGGAAGCUUUAGAUAAAUAUGGCAAAGAUUUUAAUGACAUACGGCAAGACUUUUUACCGUGGAAAACAUUAAAACAAAUAAUAGAAUAUUAUUAUAUGUGGAAAACAACAGACCGUUAUGUGCAACAAAAACGUGUGAAAGCUGUAGAAGCGGAACUGAAACUUAAACAAGUUUAUGUACCACAAUAUAAUGCUGCGAAAAGUGGUAAUGCCAUCAAGGGUGGUGCUAACAUUUACAAUGGCACAACAAAUGGCGGCACAGAUCUUACCAAUAAUGGUAAACCUUGCGAGUCUUGCUCAACAAUUAAAUCCACACAAUGGUAUCCUUGGGCCAGCGGUCACAUGUCCAGUCGAUUAUGUCAAAACUGUUGGGAUUAUUGGAAAAAGUAUGGUGGAUUAAAAAAUUCAAUUAAACACGAAGUUGUAGAAACCGAAACGAAAAAGAAGCCUAUAGAAAUUGUUGAUGAUGAAAAAGUUAAUGACUUAUCCAACCGUCAAAUGCAUAAAUGUUCUAUAGUCAAUUGCGGAAAGGAUUUUAAACUUAAAACGCAUUUAGCGCGUCAUUAUGCUCAAGCACAUGGUAUUGCAAUCAGUUCAGGGUCACCUCGCCCCAUAAUGAAAACACGUACCGCCUUCUUUUUACACACAAAUCCCAUGACACGUCUGGCGCGUGUUUUGUGCAGAAAUAUUAUAAAAUCUAAAAAGGCAGCACGGCAAUCAUCUUUCGCAAUAAACACACAAUUAGUAAAACAGGAAUUUACAAACCGAUUGAAUGGUAAAUCACCAAUAGAAAUUAAAAAAUUACUUCUGUUCAAAAAGAAAGAACGUGGAAGCGUAACAAAAAUAGCGAAUCGGUUAGGUUCACCAGGAAUUGGACCGCAUGAAUGGUUAGUGUUAACACCGAAAGAUAAAAUGCCUAAACCCGAUGUUGUUUCAUUUCCCAAACCACCGAAAGCACCUGACGGUAGUUUGUUAUAUGAUCGUAUACCAAACAAAAUAAUAGAAUUAGAUAAAGAUAUAACUAUAAUACCAGCGCCAGCAGCGUCUUCAAUACGUAAACGUCCAUUGGAGGACGUGCAGCAAUUGAACGGCACUGAAGUAAAAACAAUUACAGUGACAAUUGUGCCUGCUGGACCACCAGCUAAGCGACCUAAUAAAGAUCCUAUGCCGGCACAUUGCCCAAGUCCGGAACAGUUUGCAGCUAUGAUGGCAGCUUCAGGCCAACCAUUAUCAAGACAUCAUUUAAAUGGUAAACCGAAAAUAGCACAAAUGGCCCGCACAGGUAAUGGUCGAAAACAAGUCAUCAGUUGGAUGGAUGCACCUGAUGAUGUCUAUUUUAGAGCAAAUGAAGCAAGCAAAAAAGCACGUAAAAUGCUCCCACCGGUUGAAAUACGUCGGGCGGCGCGAAAACCUUGGCGCAUUUUACCAAUAAAACCUGUCUUGAAUAGCAGACCAAUUGAUUCGCAAGUUGUGAUAUUAGACUGACCGUCAUCGGCAGCAUCGGCAUCGUCAUCAACUGAACUACAUUUCCAGCAACAGCAACAGUUGCAAUUGCCAUAUGCCAAACAGCAGCAUACGCAACAACAUCAUCACCUUCUGCAGCAACAACAACAAGUAAAACAACAGCAACCACCGUUUCCAUACACAAUGGAUGCGUUACUCAAUUAAGCUAAUUAUAGAAUAUUUAGGUAUAUUAUUAUUAUACAAACUGGUAUGUACGGAGUUAUAUGUUAUGGAAUUAUGCAUUUGAGUGGUUAUUGUGAUUAAUUGGAUGACGUCAGACUAUAAAUGUAUAUAAUUGUUGGCUUAUAAGACGAGAAAAUCCCAUAAGGACAACGAUACAACUAAGUAUGUAUUUAAAAAUUAAAUUUAGGUUAGCGAUAUAAGUAUAAUGAGUAAUAGGAUCAUAUUACACUUCCCUUAACGAUUGACCUGCAGGCUAAAAUGUUAUUUCUAAAUUUCAAUCUCACAACAUUACAUAGGAGAGUGAAAAAAUUUAUUCAAUUAUUAAAUUAAAAUUUUAAUUCUUCACGGUGUGGUUGGAAAAUUUCAGGUUAAUGAUAUUA